Messenger RNA from Boleophthalmus pectinirostris (great blue-spotted mudskipper), 2423 nucleotides. It is a transcript of the gene fzd9b, whose product is annotated as frizzled class receptor 9b. Gene Ontology annotation, cellular component: plasma membrane. Bases 413 to 2173 code for a protein of 586 amino acids. Gene Ontology annotation, biological process: canonical Wnt signaling pathway; non-canonical Wnt signaling pathway. The record is from RefSeq and is a predicted model, not a curated record. Gene Ontology annotation, molecular function: Wnt-protein binding; Wnt receptor activity. The transcript has a single exon. NCBI's taxonomy places the organism in Eukaryota, Metazoa, Chordata, Actinopteri, Gobiiformes, Gobiidae.
CAGACUGCAAAGAGCGGGAUAGACAGACAGCGAAUAUUUCAGCUACACGUAUUUUGGAACCGCAACAAUCGUCUUUACGCACCUUACGUGUCUGCUUAACUUUGGCGCACGGCUUGGAAGAUUUGCUCUUUGCUCGACUGAACUGUUUUCAUUUUUCAACUUUAUUCCCCAGUUGAAGUUUUUGAGUAUCUUCGCACGGACCUUAAUUGUUGUUGGGAUUUAUCGCUUUAUUUCAAACAAAGUAUCUCGGACUAUUGAGUUUGUGGCAGUGUUUUGAACGGAGCCUAUUGAAGUGACGUCUGGAGCUGCCAUCGCAAUGGGGAAAGCGGGGCUCUUAGUGUAAGCGACCCCGUGUUUGUGACUCUUUCAUGUUGAUUUUAAAUAGACAGUGACUCGUUUUGUGACUACAACCAUGGGCCUGGAUGGUUGUCCUCUAAAGGUGGUGGUCUUUCUGUGGUGUUCGCUGGUGAUUUCUGGCUCCACUUUUGAGAUUGGCUCCUACGACUUGGAGCGAGACAGACCAGCGAAGUGCGAACCAAUCGUGAUCCCCAUGUGCCAGGGGAUCGGCUACAAUCUGACCCGCAUGCCCAACUUCAUGGACCACGAUGACCAGAAAGAGGCUGCAAUCAAGCUGAAUGAGUUUGCUCCUCUUGUGGCUUAUGGCUGCGACGUGCACCUCCGCUUUUUCCUCUGCUCCCUGUACGCCCCCAUGUGCACGGACAAAGUGUCAACCUCCAUCCCCGCCUGCAGACCCAUGUGCGAGCAGGCGCGGGAGAGAUGCGCCCCCAUUAUGAAGAAGUUCAGCUACACCUGGCCGGACUCCCUGAACUGUUCCAGGUUGCCCACCAGGAACGACCCCAAUGCGCUGUGCAUGGAAGCGCCAGAGAACGAGACCAGAGUGGUGGAGGGCAAGAAAGGCGAGGGCAUGCUUCCUAUGCCACCUCGCCCCCGGCAACCUGGUACCAACACUAAUCGCUCUCCAGGCAGCAUGGGCUCCUGCGAAAACCCAGACAAGUAUCAGUUUGUUGAGAAGAGUCAGUCCUGUGCCCCCCGGUGCUCUCCUGCUGUGGAUGUUUUCUGGUCAAGACAGGACAAGGACUUUGCGUUUAUCUGGAUGACUGUGUGGUCCAUUCUCUGUUUUGUCUCCACAGCAUUCACUGUCCUGACUUUCCUUCUGGAGCCGCACCGCUUCCAAUACCCAGAGCGGCCCAUCAUCUUCCUCUCUAUGUGCUACAAUGUCUACUCAGUGGCUUUUAUAAUCCGCUCUGUGGCUGGUGCUGAAAAUAUAGCCUGUGACCGAGAACACGGAGAGCUCUACAUCAUCCAGGAAGGGCUGGAGUCCACAGGGUGCACUAUUGUCUUCCUCAUCUUGUACUACUUUGGCAUGGCCUCAUCUAUCUGGUGGGUCAUUUUAACCCUCACCUGGUUUUUGGCAGCAGGGAAAAAGUGGGGUCAUGAGGCCAUAGAAGCUCACAGCAACUACUUUCACAUGGCAGCAUGGGGCAUCCCUGCACUGAAGACCAUCAUCAUCCUCACUAUGAGGAAGGUAGCAGGGGACGAGCUCACAGGACUGUGCUAUGUGGGCAGCAUGGACUCUGGGGCAUUGACAGGUUUUGUCCUUAUACCUCUGUCCUGUUACCUGGUCAUUGGAACCUCUUUCAUCCUCACAGGCUUUGUGGCUCUAUUUCAUAUUCGCAAAGUGAUGAAAACAGAGGGCACCAACACAGAGAAACUUGAGAAGCUCAUGGUAAAAAUUGGCAUCUACUCCAUCCUGUACACUGUGCCAGCCACGUGUGUGAUAGUCUGCUACUUCUAUGAAAGGCUCAACAUGGACUACUGGAAACUCCGAGGGCUUCAAAUGAAGUGUGGCUCCUUUAACAGCCAUCACAGUGACUGCUCACUGCAGAGCUCAGUGCCCACAGUGGCAGUGUUCAUGCUGAAGAUCUUCAUGUCUCUGGUGGUGGGCAUCACCAGUGGAGUGUGGGUGUGGAGCUCCAAGACCCUGCAGACCUGGCAGGGCCUGUGCAGCAGGAAGCUGGCUGAUAGGACUACGAACAGAAAGCCAUGCAACAGUGUGAGCUGUAGCAGCACGCAGUGCCACUACAAGUCUCCAGCUGUGGUCCUGCACAUGGCUAAGACUGAGCUGCACUCAGACAACCCCACACAUGUCUGAGUGAUGCAGGGGAAGCAUUCAGGUACACGCUGCUCUGUGAAGGGACAAACUCAAAGACUUGGUGAAUUAAACUGUUAUUCUGCUGCAGCCAUGGAGGAACAGGCAUCAGUAUGAGAAGCUAUUACAGUAUUUUUUUGCAUCAGUGUUCAGUAUUGUUAUGCAUAUUUUCUGUUCCAUGUGGUUUUGUGCAGUAGACAGUCCCAGUGUAGCAAAAAAGAAAAUAUUCUUUAUAAAGGGAGGUAUAAUUGGA